ACACACCCAGUGCUGGCGGGAGCAACACUGCUAACGAGCUGCGUGAGCUGCAAGCGGAAGAUGUCAAUUGUAAACAAUGCAGUGUUGAUCUUUCUCUCUCUUUUUAUUUAUUGGCAAUAAUGUUUGUCGCGUAGUUUUGUCGUGUCGCUUGCAGUGUGGAUGGGGUGUCGUGAUACAAAAUAUCUGCAUGCCGCAUGUCCACGGUUUUGUGAGGGUUUGCAGUGAACAGGUUUUGCUCCCAGACCGAGCAGACGACAUGAAGCGCGGUCAUUUGCUCGACAGACACGUGCGUUGACUCGAUGAGCUGAAUGCAAAAUGCAUUUGACGGUCAGUUUGACUUUGCAGAGCAGUGUUCAUCUGAACAUACAUAAACGUAUUUUUCCAUUUUGGACAGUGGCUGGAUGAGGAAUUGGCAGGCUUGUUCUUUCAUAUCCAUUUGUAAAUGAAGACCUUAACAACAAAUAUUUGAUGCUGUAAAAGUAACACCCGCCAGCAGCCUGCACCCCUCCCUCCGACUGCUCCCACCACAGCUGCUGGAGCUGAAUUUUUUUUUGGCAGGGUUAUGGUUAUCUGCAAAGCACUAAUUAUCCACAGUUAGCCCACUGGUUGCUUGUCCCCUUAUGUCAUAUUUCCAAUUUACAGUUACAGGUUUUAUUCGACCACCCAGUGUGAAAUAUUUCAUUAUUAAUUGAACAAUACUAUUGGAUAGGAACAUGAGAUCUUUUCUACAGAUUAAUCUAAUCCACAUAAUAGCAUUUGCUCUUAAAUAACUGUAUUUUCAAGCAUGUUUCUUUGAUUUAUCAAAGGUUUUUGCUGGGCCAUGUCUUCCACAAGUACCAUAAUCAGAAAACAGUCACAGAAUCAGCUUGCGGCCAAACCCUUGACUGCCAUGUAACGAGGCGUGAUUGCUGAAAUCAUCAGGGUGUAUUUAUGAAAAGAAAAUCUGCAACCUGGUUUUAAACCAUACUAUUUUAUUGCUGGUGGCUGGAUUGCAUAGUGUGCAACAAUUCAGCCGUGAAUUCACGUCAUCACUGGUUCGCGGUGAUCCAUUAUAUCAUAAUGUUCAGGACAAGGAUUACAUUUCUGUGUUUAAUGCAUUAUGAAGACGUCAUUUUGCAAUCAAAAUUAUAACCUCGGGAAACAAUAAAGAUAUGAGGGAAAUUUCCUAGAACAGUGCUGAACAUAUAAUCAGUUAAACACAAACUGUUGUGCUGUAGUUUGUCACCGAGACUUACUAACGUCCACUGGCCACUGAGGUCAUAAGCAGGAUAAAACAUAUCUCCACUGAUAGAGCAAACAUGCAAAUUUUCUUGCUUGAAAACAUUGUUUUGGCUGGAAAGACUAUCGAGACUAACUCCCUGUUUUAUUGUUUCACAGUUUAACUCUCAAUUUUGCAUCAUAAUCAAUAAAAUAAAGCAAUAUUCCGGGCUCAAUACAAUAGCAACAAAAAUGCUCAAUUAACAGCAUUUAUGGUUAAAUUAUGAAAAAAUUAAUUUAGACUUGUCCAUCAUUUGUUGUUAAAAAAAAUCCAGGGUUAAUAUGAGGCAUUUAUAAUGGAAGUGAAUGGGGCCAAUUUAUGAAAGACUUAAAAGCAGAAAUGUGAAGCCUGUAAUUUUAUAAAUGACUCUACAGUAAUUCUUCUGUUAAAACUUGUGUAUUUAAGCUUUAAAGCUGUUUAAAUUAGUCUUACAGUCAUUUUAGAGUUUGUUGUUUUGUUGCCAUAUUAAAACCAUGUUAAUGUGCAUAUUUUUAAGUCUUGUGCCUUUACAAUUGAAACAGUAUUUUAACAUUUAAAUAUUGGCUGAAUUCACUUGCCAAACGUAGUAAUAGGAUGUGUGUAUCUUAAGCCUUUUUCAAAUGAUUUCUGGAGUUUAUGCCAUAGAGCCAUAUUGUUGAGUGACAUCCCUUAGGUCACAUGUUUGUCGGAGGGCUAAAGGAGGAAACUUAAUCGAGGAGGGAGGGACAGCUGUCAGUGGGUGCCUCAAGGUUGGAAGUGAACAGCAUGUGUGUGUGACAGAGAGAGAGAGAGAGAGAGGUUAGGAUAAAAGUGUAGUGCGUUUCAACUUUCAGAACAGCUUUUCUGUUCUCCAAUCACUGCCUUUUUUCGCCUCCUGUCCCUCCUCCCUGUCUUUCUCUUUCUGCCUUUCGGUGGCUGUUUGGCUUCAUUGGGUCUUUGCCAUCGCACUACAAUGACUGCUGUAGCUGUAGUCUCCCUGCAGUGAGCAUUCUGAGGUUAUGCUGCCCGAAAGUUCCCAGUUGAGUCUGAGUGAAAGAGAAAAGGGCUAAAGCCAGCGCACUUUACAGCACCACCCACAAAUCUGACCGUAAGCAAUGAGUGACCCUCAGGAUGCCAGUGACGUCACUUCUGCCGCAGGCUUGACGAGACAUUUGCCUCUUGUAGUGCAUUCUCCGCCCCAGCGAUGUGAGGAUGAUGAUGAAGGGGACUUAAACAAGACACUGGGAGUGCAGCGCUUCCAGCAGAUCCUUACACCUGCCCAGCGCGUGCCCAUCGAACAACACCGCACCUUUAAUGAGGAGGACUUUGAAUAUCACCGUCACACCUCUCUACACAUUCACCACCCUCUGUCUAAACACCUCCCAGAAGUCCGGAGGAAAAAGCCAGGAAGAAAGCGGAAAGACUCAGGACGGAGGAGGAGUUCAUCUAUGGGAGCAGCUCCCCCGAUAGAUGAGGACGACGAGGAUGAAGAGGUGGAUGAAGAUUCCUGUAGCCAGCUGGAUAAAGAGGGCAAUGUCACCACCACACCUACACCGGACACGGACACAGAGGUGGCACAGUUUUUUGUAUCAGAAGAUGAUCCUGACUCCACUAUAACGAAGAAUGGUAAAGUCUCAUCACAUCGAAAGCUGCCAAUCAUGCCCCAUUCAAUGCUUCACACCAGUAUCAGCAUCCCAGAAGAUGUUACAGCAACCUCGGGCAGAAAUUGGGUUCGUAAUCUGCCCAAUGGCAGACGAGUUUCUGCACCAUGUUUGUUUCCAAGUUUGAGUUCUCCAGACGGCAGCUUUAAGCCCAGCCGCAGCUAUGAUCUGCAGGAGCGCCGCCGCACAGGCAACAUGACGGGCACCGCACUAGAACACUAUCAAUACAUGCCCACUGACGAGAGCGAGGCGCAGAUGCUCGCCACGGUGGACCUGGAUGGCAUUAAAAGUCACAGGUUUGAAGAUGUCCCUGGUGUGCGGCGGCACCUGGUUAAGAAGAGCGCUAAAGGUCAGGUGGUUCACAUCGGCAAGGACCACAAAGAGCCCAGCAGUCGUAUCCGGACCAAGUUGGAUCGAACCCCACAUGAGGUGUUUGUUGAGCUGAAUGAGUUACUGAUGGAUAAGAACCAGGAGAUGCACUGGAAGGAAACCGCUCGCUGGAUAAAGUUUGAGGAGGAUGUGGAGGAGGAGACAGAGCGCUGGGGCAAACCUCAUGUAGCUUCACUCUCAUUCCGUAGCCUGCUGGAACUCCGCAAGACCAUUUCACAUGGUGCGGUGUUGUUGGACCUGGACCAGAAGACACUGCCUGGUAUUGCUCAUCAGGUUGUAGAGCAGAUGAUUAUCUCAGAUCAGAUCAGAGCUCAGGACAGAGCCAAUGUGCUCCGAGCCCUGCUCCUCAAACACAGUCAUCCAAGUGACGGCAAGGAGCACAGUUUGUUUAACCGGAACAUCUCGGCAACCAGCCUUGGCUCUCUCAUAUCUCAUUACCAUAGCAGUAACCACAUCGCCGCACCGGAGCCCCCUACCACAGACCCACUCAUUGGAGGACUACGCAACUUUGAGUCACGCAGUAGUGUAGACUUAGAUAAGAAUGAGAAAGACACACCCCAGUUUUUUGGUUUGCACAAGACCAAAUCUAAACAUGAGCUGAAGUUGCUUGAGAAGAUUCCAGAGGAUGCAGAAGCAACGGUUGUCCUUGUGGGUAGUGUGGAUUUCCUGGACCAGCCCACCAUGGCCUUUGUGAGACUGCAGGAAGCAGUUCUGUUAGAGUCGGUUCUAGAAGUGCCUAUUCCAGUGCGGUUUCUUUUCGUGCUGCUCGGCCCACCCAGUGCCAACAUUGACUACCACCAAAUCGGCCGCUCCAUAUCAACACUUAUGUCUGAUAAACACUUCCAUGAAGCGGCGUAUUUAGCAGAUGAGCGGCAGGACCUGCUGACAGCCAUCAACAGCUUUCUGGACUGCAGUAUUGUGCUUCCUCCAUCUGACGUUGGAGGAGAUGAGCUGCUGCAUUCUAUCGUUCGCUUCCAGAGAGAGAUGCUGCACAAGAGACAUGAGCAAGAGGUCAAACUACAGGCCAAGGAAGCCAAGAGCCCCGAGGACAUGGCUCUUCGUCCUCCUCUGAAACCUGAAGACGAUCCUCUCCGGAGGACGGGUAGGCUGUUUGGCGGGGUUAUCCGAGAUGCACAGCGCCGCUACCCCAAAUACAUCAGUGAUUUUAAGGAUGCCCUAAGUCCUCAAUGCAUGGCCUCUGUCAUAUUUAUUUACUUUGCUGCCCUUUCUCCUGCCAUUACCUUUGGAGGACUAUUGGGUGAAAAGACAGAAGGUUUGAUAGGUGUGUCAGAGCUGAUUAUUGCCACUGCCAUGCAGGGAAUGUUGUUCUGCCUGCUUGGGGCUCAGCCUCUGCUGGUGGUGGGCUUCUCUGGACCCCUGCUAGUGUUUGAAGAGUCCUUCUAUUCAUUUUGCAGGUCCAGUGAAAUCGAGUAUCUGACAGGACGUGCGUGGAUUGGAAUCUGGUUGGUCAUCAUUGUUGUUCUCACGGUGGCCUUUGAAGGGAGCUUUCUUGUGCGAUUUGUGUCACGCUUCACCCAAGAGAUCUUCUCCUUCCUCAUCUCUCUCAUCUUCAUCUACGAGACCUUCUUCAAGCUGGGCAAAAUCUUCAUGGAUCAUCCUCUCGGAAGCUGCUAUGGACGAGAAGAAAAUGACACUGCUUUACCAACACCCACAAGUGACGGCAGGUCUCCAGAUGCCUCGCAAACCCUAAACCAGCCAAACACAGCUCUCCUUUCGCUGUUGCUCACGGCCGGCACCUUCUUCAUUGCCUUCUAUCUGCGUAAAUUCAAGAACAGUGCUUUUUUCCCUGGCAGGCUCCGAAGGGCUAUUGGAGAUUUUGGAGUACCUAUCGCAAUCUCCACCAUGGUUCUGUUGGACUACAGCAUUAAGGACACUUACACACAGAAACUAAGUGUGCCUGAUGGCUUCUCUGUGACCAGCCCAGAUAAGCGUGGUUGGUUAAUACACCCACUGGGCUCUGAUGGCCAGUUCCCCAUUUGGAUGAUGGUUGCCAGCAUUCUACCUGCCCUGCUCGUCUACAUCCUCAUUUUCAUGGAGACUCAGAUCACCACUCUUAUUGUCAGCAAGAAGGACAGGAUGCUGGUUAAGGGUUCAGGCUUUCACUUGGACCUGCUGAUCAUCGUGGUUGCGGGUGGUGUUUCAGCGCUGUUUGGGCUACCAUGGUUGACCGGUGCUACUGUUCGUUCGGUAACUCAUGCAAAUAGCCUUACGGUGAUGAGCAAAGCUGUUGCGCCUGGUGACAAACCACGCAUUCAGGAAGUAAAAGAGCAGAGAGUAACAGGAUUUCUGGUGGCUUUUCUAGUAGGUCUCUCUAUUGUGAUUGGAGAUGUUUUGCGGCAGGUUCCUAUAGCUGUGUUAUUUGGUAUAUUCCUCUAUAUGGGAGUGAUGUCUCUCAAUGGGAUCCAGCUAACAGAACGCAUGAUGCUGCUAUUAAUGCCACCGAAGUACCAUCCUGACCACACCUAUGUCCGCAAGGUGCGUACUCUACGCAUGCAUCUGUUCACAUGUUUGCAGCUGGUGUGCCUGGCUGUGCUGUGGGUUGUAAUGUCAACCUCGGCCUCCUUAGCCUUCCCGUUUGUUCUUGUCCUCACCGUGCCAUUCAGAAGGUUCCUGCUGUCCCGAAUAUUUACUCACCGUGAGAUACAGUGUCUUGACGCAGAUGAUGCAGAGCCUUCAAUUGAUGACAGAGAAAGCCAAGAUGAAUACACAGAAAUACAAAUGCCAGUAUGACCUCACUCCUCUCCUGUCACUACCUGGGCUUGCCUGACUUUUUUGUUUUAGUCAGAGGCGUCCAGAUGUACUGCCUGUCUUUUUUUUUUUUUUUCAUUAACCAGUUUUUGUCUCCAUUUCGUUUCCCCCAUUUUGUUUUUGCUUAAAUGAUGUAAACAUUAUAUUUAUACAUAUAUAAAAGUGUUAAGUAGUUGCUCGGUGUCACUUGAGCAACUGUGUAUCUGUUGCUUGAGGAAAGCUUUGUCACCUGUACUAUUAAUGUUUUUUCUGUGUAUUUUUCAGAGUUGAAAAUGUUAUGCUAUGUGUGUGUUGUGGAGGGUUAAAUGAAUUUAUGAUAUCCAGUCAGCACAAAAUGAUACAGGAAGCACUUUAAGGUAAAUUUAAAAUGAAGCCUUUUCUACUGCUUAUCAGUACAUUUUAUUUUGUUGCAAGGUGACAUACAAUGUACUCCUAAAAAUGAACAACUGUACAGAAUGACAUUAAUGCAAAUCAUAUAUGGUCGAUAUUUUUGUAGCUAAACAAAGUAUACACAGAUUUAUGCUAUAUUAAAAAAAACAUAUAUAAACAUUGCUUAUUAUUAGCAACAAAACACUGGUUUCAGUCACCAGUUUAUUUGGAUGAAGAAAAGAUAUGUUGUUCUGUUUUUGUGUUCCUUUCAACUGUGAAUAUAUUGUCUUUUGAAAAUUGUUGCAUAGCUGUUUUGAAACUAUUUUUCUCACCAAAGCACCAAAGAGGCUUGUGUGUUUCUAUAACGUGAACACCUAAAGAAUCAUCAAAGUAAUCUUAAUAGUUAAAAUAAAGUUACAAAGAGUAAUUUGAUUACGGUGGAUUUCAUUUACCUAGUUUGUCUGAGAGAAAAAUGAAAGAGAGAGAAGUCAUUUUUAAAAUGUUAAAAGGAAAUGUUUUAUGGAGCUCAAAAGGUUCAGUUUUACACUAUUUCUGUUACUAUGAGUAAUGUUAUGAUUAAAAUAUGUACCACACUUGUGAAAUGUUUUGAUCGUUCAAUGCACUACUGUUUAUUUUUAGCUUCAUAGGUGAUUAAUUGUCUUUUGAGGUACAGAACUAGAAUCUAAAUUAAGCAAUAAAUACCAAGCAAGUGUAGAUUUGGUAUAAUGCUGUAAUAAAUUUUUCUUAAAUGUGUCUCAUGUACAUUCCAAUCAAAAAGAUGAUCUUGCAAAUAAUUAUUUUUAUAAAGAAGGGACUACAUCUAAGAUGUUAUUUAAUCUGUUGUGUGUGCUUAAUGUCAAAAUGUGUUUUCCCCUUCAAAAACUGACGAGUUCAUUUUACUGUUUUCAUUACAAUCUCUCAUCAUAUAGUAGUGCUUUUUUUUUCAUUUGAUAGUCAUUUCAGAUAUAAUGUUGCUUUCACAAAGUUGAAAAAAGUGACCUUAGUAAGCAAAGAUAGCAAGUACGAAAGAAAAAGAGCUGUUCAACAACAGAUUUUUGUGAUUAUUAAACAUGAAUGUCAAUGAUGUGGGCAUAUGUCUUUGUUUUAGCUUUGUAAAUGUUUAGAGUACAGGCCCAAACCUAAUAAAAUAAUGAAACUGAUUUUA
Messenger RNA from Cyprinus carpio (common carp), 7570 nucleotides. RefSeq names its product anion exchange protein 2-like. The coding region runs from base 2332 to 6018 and encodes 1228 amino acids. Gene Ontology annotation, biological process: monoatomic anion transport; transmembrane transport; regulation of intracellular pH. Gene Ontology annotation, molecular function: monoatomic anion transmembrane transporter activity; solute:inorganic anion antiporter activity. The record is from RefSeq and is a predicted model, not a curated record. The transcript has 24 exons. Gene Ontology annotation, cellular component: plasma membrane; apical plasma membrane; basolateral plasma membrane. NCBI's taxonomy places the organism in Eukaryota, Metazoa, Chordata, Actinopteri, Cypriniformes, Cyprinidae.